Messenger RNA from Candida tropicalis MYA-3404, 2544 nucleotides. RefSeq names its product DNA-dependent ATPase (gene RAD54). Gene Ontology annotation, biological process: reciprocal meiotic recombination; double-strand break repair via synthesis-dependent strand annealing. The transcript has a single exon. Bases 1 to 2544 code for a protein of 847 amino acids. Lineage: Eukaryota; Fungi; Ascomycota; Pichiomycetes; Serinales; Debaryomycetaceae. Gene Ontology annotation, molecular function: ATP-dependent chromatin remodeler activity; DNA translocase activity; hydrolase activity, acting on acid anhydrides. Gene Ontology annotation, cellular component: nucleus. The record is from RefSeq and is a predicted model, not a curated record.
AUGGCUGUUAGAAAACCAUUAACUAAAUUCACAACUCCAUUAGGUUCUGGUGCAGGUGUCCCUAAAGAUAAACGUCCACCACGCGUCACUGAUUCUGCGGUACGUCUAGCGAAACCAUUCAAAGUUCCUUUUGCUAAUAAACAUGAAGCUACAGUUGAGGGUGGGGUUACUAUUGUUUCACGUAGACCAGUCAGAUCCACGAGAAAAGUUACAAAUUACGCGGUUGAUGGUAUUGUAAUAACUGAUGACAAUAAUGAUGAUUUAGAUGUCAAUGGGGAAGGCGAAGGAAUCAAAAGAAAAAGAUAUGGUGCUUUAUUGCCAAGAGCUGUCAAUAAGAACGUUUCAAAAAAUGAAAACGCGUUUAGAAAGUCAUUUACAAUUCCAUUUGCUAAGAAUAAUCCAAAACAAAGUGAGAUAAAUAGAGCUCCUCCACCUCCAUUGGGCACUAAGGUUAAACCCAUUCUUCCACCAAGAGCAUUACAUGAUCCAACUAGUGAAUUUGCAAUUGUACUAUAUGAUCCAACUGUUGAUGUCAUUCCCAAGAUUGAAGAAAUUAAAGAUGAAGAAUCAGAUAAAUCACCAACUCCUGAAGAAGAUAAAGAUUAUAAAGAAGAGCCUGACGAAAGACCAGCUAAGAGAAGAAAAGUUCAUAAAUCAUUGGCCGAAAUCCUUGGUAUAGUUACUAAUCCGGAAGAAAAAUUGGCUAAAUAUCCUGAUGUUCCUGUUGUCAUUGAUCCGAAAUUGGCUAAAAUUUUACGUCCCCAUCAAGUUGCAGGUGUUAAAUUCUUGUACCGUUGUACUGCUGGUUUAAUUGACGCCAAGGCUAAAGGAUGUAUUAUGGCAGACGAGAUGGGUUUAGGUAAAACUUUGCAAUGUCUUACAUUGAUGUGGACUUUACUUCGACAAUCGCCAAGAGGUAAGAAAACCAUUGAUAAAUGUAUUAUUGUGUGUCCGUCAUCUUUAGUAAGAAAUUGGGCUAAUGAAAUUGUUAAAUGGUUGGGAGAAGGUGCUUUGACUCCAUUGGCAGUUGAUGGUAAAAGUACGAAAUCCAGUGACUUGGGCACCGCUUUACAGCAAUGGGCAAGUGCACAAGGUAGAAACAUUGUUCGUCCAGUAUUGAUUAUUUCUUACGAAACAUUGCGUAGAAAUGUUGAUAAAUUGGCAGGUACAGAGGUCGGAUUGAUGUUGGCUGAUGAAGGUCAUCGUUUGAAAAAUGGUGAAUCGUUGACAUUUACUGCAUUAAAUUCAUUGCGUUGUGAAAGAAGAGUUAUUUUAUCGGGUACUCCAAUUCAAAAUGAUUUAUCUGAAUAUUUUGCCUUGUUAAAUUUUGCAAACCCAGGAUAUUUGGGUACAAGAAAUGAAUUUAAGAAAAAUUUUGAAAAUGCAAUUUUAAGAGGCCGUGAUGCCGAUGCUACUGAGAAGGAACGUGAAAAGGGAGACCAAAAGUUGGUGGAAUUAUCUCAAUUGGUUUCGAAAUUCAUUAUUAGAAGAACUAAUGAUAUAUUGUCCAAGUAUUUACCUGUCAAAUAUGAAUAUGUGUUAUUUACAGGGUUGUCACCAAUGCAAAAGAGCUUAUACAGUCAUUUCAUUAAUUCUCCUGAUAUGAAGAAAUUAAUUAGAGGUAUUGGAUCACAACCGUUGAAAGCUAUUGGUUUGCUUAAGAAGCUUUGUAGUCAUCCUGAUUUAUUGGAUUUACCUGAUGAUAUUGAAGGUUGUGAUCAUUUGAUUCCUGAUGAUUAUGAGUCAUCAAUUUCUCAUAAUGGUGGUCGUGGAGGUUUUCGUAAUUCUGAAGUGCAAACAUGGUUUAGUGUUAAAUUUAUGAUUUUAGAGAGAUUUCUUCAUAAAAUCAAAAAGGAAACCAACGAUAAAAUUGUUUUGAUUUCUAAUUACACCCAAACAUUGGAUUUGAUUGAGAAGAUGUGUCGUAACAAGAAAUAUGGUGUUUUGAGAUUGGAUGGUACAUUAAGUAUCAACAAACGUCAAAAAUUAGUGGACAAGUUUAAUAACCCUGAUGGAUCCGAAUUCAUUUUCUUGCUUUCUUCUAAAGCUGGUGGAUGUGGUAUCAAUUUAAUUGGUGCAAAUCGUUUAGUAUUGAUUGAUCCAGAUUGGAAUCCAGCUCUGGAUCAACAAGCAUUGGCUCGUGUUUGGAGAGAUGGUCAAAAGAAAGAUUGUUUUAUCUAUAGAUUUAUUUCUACUGGGACAAUUGAAGAGAAAAUUUUCCAAAGACAAUCGAUGAAGUUGCAAUUAUCGAGUUGUGUGGUUGAUGAAAAAGAAGAUGUUGAUAGAUUAUUCUCAUCUGAUAAUUUAAGAAAAUUGUUUGAGUUUAACCCAGAUACAAGUUGUGAUACCCAUGAUACCUACAAUUGUAAACGUUGUAAAAGAGACAAGGGUCAGUUCAUUAAAGCUCCGGCUAUGUUAUAUGGUGAUUCUACAACUUGGAACCAUUUGAAUCACAAAGCUUUAGCAAACAAUGAAGAUACAUUAAUUGCCAAUGAAGCUCAAUUUGACGAUAUUAGUUUUGCAUUUCAAUAUAUUUCUCAUUAA